Molecule: messenger RNA, 1151 nt
Organism: Coregonus sp. 'balchen'
Lineage: Eukaryota; Metazoa; Chordata; Actinopteri; Salmoniformes; Salmonidae
Source: the annotation of a GenBank genome assembly
AUGGAUACAUUUGUGAGUCAAACCAGGAAGCGCUAUAUUGAUGGGAGAACAGAUGAACAGAGAGAACCUGUGUGGAAAAAAUGUAAAGGGGAAGAAUGCAAUCAGGGGAUUGUAAAGGAGGAUGCCUAUUUGACUGAGUUCUCUCAGCCUCUUCCUUGGCAGAAGAUUGAAGCAGAGGGACUGGACUGUGACUAUGCUCUACUCUUUCGUAAAAAGGAAGCAGACUCCCUCUACACACAGCUGGAGGAGGAGGUAGUCUACCUCACAGGUAUUCAAUUGUCACACUCAAUUCAGUGACAGUUCAGAUACAUUUUUUCUUGGUAUGUAGAUGAGCCAUUCUUAUUUUGUUACAGGGGAUAAAACAAAGAUUCAGGUGUUUGGAAAGGUCUACAAUGUCCCCAGAAAGCAGGCAACUUAUGGGGACGCAGGACUAACCUACACCUAUUCUGGAAUGAGUCUUCAGGCCAGCCCGUGGACUCCAACCUUGGAGUACAUUCGUGAUGCUGUUACAAAGGCAACAGGCCAAACCUUCAACUUCGUCCUGAUUAACAGGUGAGUCAGUCUACACUGCUAUAGAAUAUUCUACAUCUACAGGGGUGUAUUCAUUACGUCUUGCAACGGAAACAGUUUACCGUUUAAGAACCAAACGGAAGCAAACAGAGCGAAACGAGCAGGGACCAACUUGAAUUUGUCCAAUAGAAACUGUAGUUUUCAUUGCAAAACGUUUUCUGUUUGGAGUAAACGGUUUGUUGCAAAACGUUUUGCAACAGAAUCGGUGUAAUAAAUACACUCCAGGACUGUGCGAGUGUGAUUCCAUUCUAGCUGCUCCUGGUUUUCUCAGGUACAAAGAUGGACAUGAUCACAUGGGUGAGCACCGUGAUGAUGAGCGGGAACUGGACCCCCUCUGUCCCAUCGCCUCCGUAUCUCUGGGGGCGGCCCGGGACUUUGUCUUCAGACACCGGGAAGCACGGGGAAAACAGUGCCGACGGCAGAUCAACCCGGUGAAGCUGGAACUGGCCCAUGGAAGCCUGCUCCUCAUGAACUCUCCCACAAACACCCUAUGGUACCACAGCCUGCCAGCCCGCAAGAGGGUCCUCACACCCCGCAUCAACCUCACCUUCAGACGCAUCCUCCAAGACGGCAAGAAAUGA